UGGAAGAGAAGACAAAAACAUUCCUCCACAGCCGUCCGCCUAACUUCUCACACUCAGGGACUCUUUGGGCAGAAAACCACUUUGCACACAUGAAUCCUUUCAAAUAAUUUCAAACUUUCCUUGAUUGUUGAGCACGAAAGAGUGGAUUCAGAACCAGAGAUGAAUUACCAAAGCGCUCACCUUAAUGAGAGAGAGUCCAGUGUUUCUGCAGCAGCUCUGCUAAGUGAGGAAGGGUAUGAAGGGGGCCGCCAUCUAGGGGAAUCGAUUGAAAACCGGCUUAGCAUAAAAGAUUUUACUGCAAUUCAAAACCUGUUUAAGUCCCCAGAGUUAGAGCCUCCGGAGUGUAUGAGCAAGGAGCAAUUCACGGAGAGGACAUACACAGCCGUGGGGCGCGGUGCGAAGGAGGAAUAUGGGGAUUUAUUUGAUAAAAUAGAUGUGAGUCGCGAAGGUUUCAUUGAUUGGGACAAAUUAACAUCCUUCAUGCUGCUUGAGCUUUACGAGAAAGAUGAACGAGUAAAAUCAUCAGUAAUUCCCCAGUGGAGGGAUAUUCACAGCCUCCCAUUAAUUCACAAGGAAAACAUCCAAAAAGUAGUUUAUUUGAAAUGUUCUUGUCGCUACGUAAGUUUGAGUAAAGAUGGAUUACUGGCAGUCUGGGGAGAGAAUCUAAAACUACAAAGAAGCCUGCGAAUCUGCACAGACACCGUCAAGCUGAAAGAUGUAUGGGCCACCAGCUUGGUGUUCCUGGCCAAUGUAAACAAGAUUGCAGUUGCUUUCACCAGUAAGGAGAUAUGUUUCUAUGAUCUAAACUCAAAGCAAGACCUAUUUUGCCAGUACAAGCUGCAAGGCCUUCCUGGCACCCCAAUAUGUAUGGACUACUGGCACAACCCUGAUGAUGGCAAUGAUGCCAUGCUGGCAUUUGGAGAUGUCAACGGACAGGUCCAGGCUAUAUGUUUCACAGCUGCAAUGAUUUCCUUGUUUGAACGAUCUGCAAAUUCUGCAGAGGAUCAGCAAACUACCCUCUAUAUUACUUGGAAUGAAUUGGUUUCUGGGUUCCACAAAUGUUGCUCUAUUUUUAAACACAAACUACAUGAAAACAACUGGGUGCGCCAAGUUAGUUACAGCUCUCAUUUAGAGGCCUUUCUGUCGUGCACUACAUGUAACAGUAACACUGUGGUUUUGGCCUGGAGAGAAAAAGGCAAAACACAUCUAAGUACAACAUCUCUGAACAUUGCUAAAGGAAUUAAUGGCUUUGACUAUGAUUCUGUACUAAAUAUAAUUGCUACUGCUGGAAUUGAUAACAAGAUUUGUCUUUGGAACCCCUAUGUUAUCUCCAAACCCACUGGAGUUCUGCAAGGCAAUAUGGCUAGUGUGAUUACUGUCAAAUUCAUUGCCAGUCGCAAACAGCUUUUCAGUUUUUCUAAAGACAAGGUGCUGAGGAUAUGGGACGUUCAUCAUCAAGUGUGCAUACAGCGCAUAGCUGGAAUCUUCCCCAAAACUCUGGAAUUCCAGUUAUCCUUCUAUUUCUAUGAGCCGCAUGGACGUCUCUUUCUAUCUUUCAACAAUCAGCUGUCUGUUUUAGAGAUGAAAAAGGAGACCAGCAAAAGAGUUACAAGUCAUGAGAAGCCAGUAACCUGUGUGCUGUACAACGCUACAUUCAAGCAGGUAAUAAGCUCUGACACGGGAUCGACAAUUACCUUCUGGAUGAUAGACACUGGACGGAAAAUCAAACAGUUUUCAGGCUGUCAUGGCAAUGAAGAGAUUAGCACCAUGGCUCUAGAUGCAAAUGAAACAAGGCUUUUAACAGGGAGCACUGACGGAACAGUAAAGAUAUGGGAUUUCAAUGGACAUUGUCACCAUAAAUUAAAUGCUGGAAAAGACAAAGCGGCUGAAAUCUCUCAGAUACUUGUGCUGAAGAGAGCUAUACUGGUGGUCGGAUGGGAAAGGAUAAUUACAGUUUUCCGCCGGAACUCUUUAACUCAAUAUCUUGUUCAGCCUUCAGAAUGGAAAGGCGGAGUUCAGCACCAUGAUGAUAUCUUAUGUGCAGCAUUUUUACCCCCCCAAAGCCUGGUCACAGGAAGUUAUGAUGGAGAAAUGGUCGUUUGGAAUAACAAUACAGAAAAUGCUUCCAGAAAACUUCACCCUGACCCUGCGAAAGCACUGCGGUCAAAAUCAGACUCUCAUCUCCAUAGUGCUGGGAGAAGAAGCAUCUCAUUGUCAUCUUCUGGAAGAUAUACACGCUCCUUUAGUGGCUUCUGCAACACAGACUCUGACAGCAAUAAUACUGUAACAAGAUUGUUCUUCCUUGGGGCAAGAAAACAUAUCUCAGCAACAGGUGGUGCAAACUUGGUGUCUUGUGGAGGAUCUGGCUAUGUUCGAUUUUGGAAUAUAUUUAAAAACCAAUUAAUGUCAGAGUUUGUAGCUCAUGAAGGGGCAAGUUUUAUAGUUAUGACCAUUGACAAAACAAACAACUAUCUCAUAACAGGAGAUCUUGAUGGAUGGAUAAAAAUUUGGAACAUACAGGAGUACUGCAUUCAUUACAGCGAAAACAAGAGUUUUGACGUCCCUCCUAUAGUUGCAUCAUUCCAGACUCACGCUGAUUGUGUCACACACGUAGAAACCUGCGCACACAGCUGUGGUCUCCUGAUCAUUUCCUGUUCUGCAGACUGCAGUAUAUGUGUCAGUGAUGUACUUGGGAAUCUAAUUGGAGUAUUUGGACAGGAGGAGCACUGGAGAAUUGAGAAAAGCCCUCUAGUACUUACAGCUGAUAAUGAAUUAGAAAGCGAUGAGGAAACAACAAAGGCCGUGGCCUCCCCCCAUGAUCAAACAUCAGUACAAGCUGAAACUCAUCUUCUAAAUCUACUCGCUGAAGACAAAGAUGACUUGCCCUUUAAAUACAGUCCAUGGGAAAACACAAUUUUAGGUAGAAAAUAUAGAGAAAAUGGUUUAAAAGAAAAAUUCCAUUCAAACUUCAUUGGUGAUUCAGUCCAAAAUGCAAUCGGUACCUUUAGCUUGUUAAACAUAGGUUCUCUGCAGGAUACAGAUGAAAUGAGCAAACCUGAUUUUGUCAUAAAUCCUGACAAAUACUUUGGAGAGAAGACAGAAUAUAACACAUCUAGCAUUGUAGAAUUACCUACGUUCACAGAAACACUGAAGGUUGUUUUUGAUGAAGGAAGCCUCUUCCCAAGAGAAAUUUUGGAACGUGAGCUAAAAGCAAAACAACUAAAUGAGAAAAUGUUUCAAGAGUGCAAUAUAAAGAGAAACAAGAAAACAGCCAGGCAGAAGGAAAAGUAGCACAUUCUGGAGACCGUGUGAAUGGUUACUAAUGUUGUUAUUAUUUGUAGUACAGUAAAUAAAAUAUCUAUAAACAA
This is a messenger RNA of Pseudophryne corroboree (corroboree frog), 3368 nucleotides long. RefSeq names its product WD repeat domain 49 (gene WDR49). The record is from RefSeq and is a predicted model, not a curated record. NCBI's taxonomy places the organism in Eukaryota, Metazoa, Chordata, Amphibia, Anura, Myobatrachidae. The coding region runs from base 160 to 3291 and encodes 1043 amino acids. Gene Ontology annotation, molecular function: protein binding; calcium ion binding. The transcript has 19 exons.